AUAGUGUUUUCCUUUAAGAACAAGGGAACAAAGGUCAUAAUAAUUUGAAAUUGAUUAGAAAUCGGGUUACCUUGUUGAUAUUGGAAUUGAUUUGGAUUCAUGAUAAUAUCAUUAAUUCUAUGCUACGUUUGAUAUUUUUAUUAUUUCAAAGCUUGAAUGUAUCGAAUUGUAUGUCCUGCGUAGCGCUGUGUUUUUAUCGUGCCCGAAUUGAGAUUUGGGUUAAAGCAGUUAUCUUUGCUAUUUGUUAUCAGCUACUGCCAUUUGCUGUUACCAGCCCACUCCCACACGCCCAUUUCUAUUUCACUUCCAAACUUUGAUUCAAAUUCAAACUUCAAAUUUCGGUCAAGAUUAUUUAAAUUUGAUCUCAAAUACUGAUUUUCUCGUUGGUUUAUUUACCUCAAAAAUAUAUCGUUCAAUAUGGAAGGGCAACAACCAACUGAAAAUAACUUGACUACUGACUCGACUAACUUACCUCCUGAAACACUUCGCCGCUCCACUCGUCCUGUCAAAUUGACAGAGAAAGCAUUGCAGAAUAAAGAAGACGACCUUCAAGGUAAGUUUUUUGUUGAACAUAUAGAUUUGCAUUCGAUCAUACAAUCUACUCGAAAUAGCUUAUUGUCUCAAAACAUUGAUGGUGAUAGCUUAGCAGUGAAUAAGCUUGACAUUACUGCUAGGCUCAAUUCUUUGAAGGAGAUAUUUGUUGAGCUAAAAAGGCUCAAUGAAGACUCCAUUGAUGAUGAGGUUAUUGAGGCAAUGGAUGAAUCUUCUAUUUCUGUUCGUAAUAUCUUAUCGGAUAUUGAUAAGGUAUCCAACAUGUCUUCUUCUAGACAACCAUCAAUUCGGUUGGCGCACUCAACACAAUCACGACUCUCGAGGACAUCUUCCAGAUCGUCACGACGAGUUGCAGUCGCAGCAGAAGCCGCUGCAUUACAAGAAGAGCUUACAGCCCAGAAGCUUCAAAAUGAACGGGAAAAGGAGCUCGAAAGAAUGGAACUUGAGGAAGAAAUGAGGAGGAAGCAAGUAGUUUUCAAAAUGUCCGAGCUGAAAAGACAACUAGAAGAGGAAAGACUACAAGGCAAGCUCAAGGCACAAGAAGCAAUUAUGAGAGUCUACGAUGAAGAAGAUGGAACCAGCACAGUCUCUUCUUCAUCCUCGCGUAGAGGUAAAACUGUUGUCAAAAAGAUCGAAGAUCAGCCAAAUCCAACUGAUGUGAUCCCAAGGGCAUCUCCCAAGUUAGAAAGCAAAUUGAUUGAUGAACCAGCCUCCAUCGUGUCACAGCAAGCGCAAGUAGUGCUUGAUCCCCAAGCUCCGAUGUUCCAGCCAAGAUCACCAGUUUUAGAUCUCGCUGAUGCCUUGGCUCAGAGUCGUCUACCCGUUCCGGAGCCGCCAAUAUUCACUGGAGACCCACUCCAAUAUCCAGAUUGGGUGUCGGCUUUCACUACUCUGGUAGAGCGAAGAGGCAUCCCUCCUGGUGAAAAAAUUCACUACCUUCGAAGGUAUCUUGGUGGUCCAGCAAAGGAGGCAGUCAGUGGCUACUUUCUCCUGAGGUCAGAAAAUGCAUUUGAGCAAGCAAAGAGCACCCUUCAAAAGAGGUUUGGCAAUCCAUUUGCUAUUGCUGAAGCCUUUCGGACAAAGUUGGAUGUGUGGCCCAAGAUAACCAGCAAGGAUCACAAUGGGCUGCAGCGGUUUGCAGACUUCCUUCAACAGUGUCUGGUAGCCAAGGCUGAGAUUGUCGAUCUCAACAUUCUGGAUGAUAUACGAGAGAUCAACCGAAUGGUUGCUCGACUACCAGAUCAUAUCGUCCAUAGAUGGAAUCGCUCGGUGGCACAGACAAAAAGGGAGCGACUUUGUUAUCCUAGGUUUGCUGACUUCGUUUCUUUCAUUUGGAACGAAGCAGACAUUGCUAAUGAUCCUCUGCUCACUGUGGAUGUUGGCAAGACUAGAGAGAGAAAACAGGAAACCGCAGUCUCAAAACGGGUAACCCUCUCUACGUCUGGCUCAACUUCACAGAAGCAAUGUCUGUUGUGCAAGAGACAAAAUCAUUCCCUGAAUGACUGUCGGGAAUUCCUUCGGAAAGACAUGUCCCAGAGAAAGGAUUUCAUCAAAAAUGAAAGACUUUGCUAUGGCUGUCUUGAAAAAGGCCAUAUGUCUAAAUAUUGCCAAAGCAGACUGGUCUGCAAGAAGUGCAGUAAAAGGCAUCCAAGCUGCCUUCAUGAGGACCAAAGAGAUUCGAACAAGGCCAACUUGGCAUCAAGCCAACCGAAGGAAGCUCAAACCGCAUCGACCUCAAAUCCUCAAGCUGUAACGCACAAAGUACAAGGCGAUGAACGUAGUGACCUUACAUCAAUGAUUGUGCCUGUGUACCUUUCUAGUACAGAGAGGCCUGACAAGGAGGUUCUAGUGUAUGCACUACUAGACUCCAUGUCAAACACCACCUUCCUUUCCGAAGAUGUCGGCCAAGACCUGGAUGUACAAUCCCAGCCUGCCACAUUGUCGUUGACAACUUUGACAGAUGAGAUAUCGAUCUCAACCUUCAAGUAUGACAAUCUUCGUGUCAGAGGUUUUUAUUCCUCGGAGAAAAUUCGUCUACCCUCCACAUUUACUAGGCAGUCUAUCCCUCUGGACGACAGUCAUAUCCCGACUCCAGAAACUGCCUCCAAGUGGCCUCAUCUCGUGUGUGUGCAGGAUAUGAUAGCGCCAAAACAAGACUGUCCUGUCGGUCUUCUGAUUGGCUACAAUUGUGCACAGGCCCUUGCUCCUCUGACGUCAGUCCGAGGCCAAAAUGGUGAGCCGUAUGCUGUCCAAACAGACCUUGGUUGGAGUAUUGUUGGAGGUCAGUCUGACUUGUCCAACAGCUUCGAUUCGUUUGGCCACACAUACAGGACAGUCAGCAUGAAGGUAGAGGCCCCGAUCGAUAUCAAGAAGGUGACAUUCGCUUACCAGUCUCCCUUAAAGGAAGCGACUGCAUCGGAUUUCCUUCAGCUCAUGGAAAGGGACUUCCAAGAAGCUGAACAAGCUGAUGCAAUGUCACAAAAUGACAAAAAAUUCAUUCAAGUUGUCACCGAAGGUUUACGCCAGAGAGAGGAUGGGUUCUAUGAGAUGCCUCUUCCAUUCAAGAAAGGACCGCCAUCUCUUCCGAACAAUCGACAGGCUGCUUUGGGUCGAUUAGCAGGUCUCAAGAAACAGUUCCUGAAGAAACCUGAAUAUCACAGUCACUACAAGGUAUUCAUGAAGGAGAUCCUGGCACGCGGUGAUGCAGAGAUGGUCGGUGAUAGUAGUGACAAAGGCUUGUGGUAUAUUCCUCACCAUGGGGUAUAUCACCCUAAGAAGCCUGGCAAGGUCAGGGUUGUAUUCGAUUGUAGCGCCAGGUAUCUUGGGACAAGCCUCAAUGACCAUCUCCUGCAAGGCCCUGACUUGAUUAAUCCUCUCAUCGGUGUCCUGUUGAGAUUUCGCCAAGGUCCUGUGGCAUUCAUGUGCGAUGUGGAGAAGAUGUACCACCAGUUUAAGGUUGCAGAUCCACAUCAAAACUAUCUGCGUUUCUUGUGGUGGGAGGAUGGGGAUCUCUCCAAGACCCCAGUAGAUCAUAGGAUGAAGGUCCACCUCUUUGGGGCAACCUCAUCUCCGGGCUGUGCCAACUUUGGCCUAAAACAGAUUGCGGAGGACCACAAGAAACUCGGUGACCGUGCAGCCAACUUCCUCAAGAGGAACUUUUAUGUCGAUGAUGGCCUAAAAAGCAUGUCUUCUGAACAGGAAGCAGCUGUGCUAAUCAAGGAUGCAACUCAAAUGUGUGCUAAAGGCAAUUUACGUCUGCACAAAUUUGUGUGCAAUAGCAAGGACGUAACCAGCACCAUUCCAAAAUCGGAACGUGCCACUGUCACAAAUGCAAGUGUUCAGCUAGGUGAACAAACCUCACCAAUCGAAAGAGCUCUUGGGCUUCAGUGGUGCGUCAGUUCUGAUGAGUUCUGCUUCCGACUUACUCUGAAGGAUCAACCCCUCACUCGACGAGGUAUUCUAGCUACAGUUGCGUCUGUAUAUGAUCCCCUUGGUCUCAUUGCACCAGUUGUCCUUGCUGGCAGAAUGAUUCUGCAGGAAAUGUGCAAACAAAAGAUGGAUUGGGAUCAUCCCGUUCCUGACUAUCUUCGGACAAGAUGGGAAAUAUGGAGACAGGAGAUCCUGAAGCUAGAAACUGCAAAGAUUCCUCGCUGCUUCCAGCCCAAAGAUUUCGGAGAGGCUGAGGAAGUGGAAUUGCACCACUUCUCAGAUGCCUCAUUAUCUGGAUAUGGACAAUGUUCAUAUGUCAGAUUACGAAAUCAAAGGGGACAAGUCCACUGCUCUCUUGCCAUGGCAAAGGCGAGAGUAGCACCGCUCAAGCAGUCUACCGUCCCCAGACUUGAGCUUCAGGCAGCAACCUUAUCGGCCAAGGUUGCAAAAAUACUGAAUAAGGAGCUAGACUACAGCUCAGUCAAGAAUAUCUUCUGGACCGACUCCAAGGUUGUUCUGGGUUACCUGUACAACCAGUCUAAGCGCUUCCACAUGUUCGUUGCGAACAGAGUGGAUUGUAUUCUGAGAACCACAAGUUGUAGUCAGUGGAAUUAUGUUACUAGCGGUGAUAAUCCAGCUGACCACGCAUCACGUGGACUGACAACAGAGGAACUUCUUUCGUCAAACUGGUUAGGAGGACCAGACUUCCUUUGGGAAAGUGAAGUUGCUAAGCAAGAUGUCACACUAGAGGUUUCUCCUGACGACGUUGAAGUGAAGUCUUCGACAGUACAUACAGUAAUGUCAAAGACCAAGAUUUCAACCUUUACGUCAUUUGAAGAUAGGUUGAACCGCUUCGCCAUGUUGGACAGCGCUAUUAGAGCGGUAGCUGUACUAGUGAGGUGUUGUUACAGGCGCAAGGGACAUGACAUAGAUGAUGUUGAGAUCAAAAGAGUCGCUGAGAGAAAUCUCCUGCAUGCUGUCCAGAAAGAAGCCUUCUGUGAUGAAAGACAGCAAAUCAAAUCUGACAAACAUGCUGUGUCAAAAUCUAGCCGCCUGAGUCAAUUAGAUCCAUUUCUUGACAAACAAGACCUCCUACGGGUGGGAGGACGCAUGAAGAGGUCUGAAAUGGUGUAUGGAGUUAAGCACCCUAUUAUCCUUCCGAAGGGUAGUAGACUUUCCAUGCUUGUCGCACUUCACUAUCAUGCGAAGAUUUCUCACCAAGGUAGAAAUAUGACCAUCAACGCAAUCAGAUCAAGUGGAUACUGGAUCAUCGGUUGCAGAAGCAUUGUCUCAUCUCUGAUCGGCACAUGCACCCAUUGCAUUAGACUAAGAGGCAAGUUGGGUGGACAGAAGAUGGCUGACCUUCCAUGUGAACGACUUGAGCCAUCGCCCCCUUUCACUUAUUGCGGUCUGGACUGUUUUGGUCCAUUUGUAAUCAAAGAAGGGCGCAAAGAGCUCAAGCGCUAUGGCCUCAUCCUGACAUGCAUGGCAAUGAGAGCCAUUCAUGUGGAAGUAUUGGAUGACAUGUCAUCCGAUGCAUUCAUCAACGGACUGAGAUGUUUCAUUGCUAUUCGAGGAAACGUAAGGCGGAUUCAGUGUGACCAGGGCUCCAAUUUUGUUGGAGCCAAGCAUGAACUGAAACAAGCUCUCCGUGAGAUGGAUGCGGACCAUGUCGCCCGCAAUCUUCUGGAGCAGAACUGUGAGUUCAAAAUGAAUCCUCCUUCCUCUAGCCAUAUGGGAGGUGUAUGGGAGAGACAAAUAAGAAAUGUGCGCAAUGUUCUCAAUGGAUUAUUGGAACAGUGCGGAACGCAGUUGAAUGUCUCCUCUCUACGGACAUUUCUCUAUGAGGCCAUGGCUAUCGUAAACAGCCGUCCAUUGAGUGUGGAUAACCUGGAAAGUCCUGAUGGUCCUCUUCCGUUGACUCCCAAUCAUGUUCUGACCAUGAAAUCCGGUCUUAUACUGCCUCCACCUGGAAGCUUUGAAAGGGAGGACAUCUAUCUCCGCAAAAGAUGGCGUCGAGUCCAAUACUUGACACAGUUGUUCUGGACACGAUGGCAGAAGGAGUACCUGCACACGCUUCAACCAAGAAAAACUUGGACUGAAAAGAAGACCAAUGUGCACGUAGACGACAUAGUACUCUUGAAAGAUGAAGCCAUUUGUCGGACAGAUUGGAGAGUUGCGAGGGUCAUGGAAACAAUGUCCAGUGAUGAUGGUCUAGUCCGGAAGGUGCGACUUCUCAUGGCGACCCCAGACUUGGACAAAAAAGGUAAGCCAGUAAAUAAGAGGACAACUCUUGAAAGGCCAGUACACAAACUGGUAGUUUUGAUCCGCAGCACCGACAAGGCGAUUGAAGACUAAGCUUGACUUUAAUAGCUGACAUUCACUUUUACCCAGACAAAUGGCUUUGACUAACCUGGACUUUCAUCCUGCCCUGACAUUCUAAGAAAUAUUUUCUCAAUUUGGGGAAGACCAUUUGUAUUUAUAAAUUUUGCAAGUCGGUCAAUUCCUUGUUUUGUUUCAAAUAGAUAGUUUUGUUGUUUGAAAAAUCAGUUAGAUGAUUUGGGUGGGAGUGUGGCUGCCGCCAGAAUUUGUCAUUAGUAUUUUUAAUUUUUGUUCAUAGCACCACCUAUUUUACAUGUGCAUCGCCCUUUAAGUAAUUUCUCUUUGUUACUUAAGAAAGAUUUACAGCGCAUGCCUAGCGCGGGUCAAUGUCAAUAAAAGGCCUACAAACACAUUUUUAGUACGCACGAGAAAAUAGUUCCAUACAUUCAAGCAUAAGAAAUAAGUUAUUAUCAUUAAUUAUGUACUGAAAUGUAAAGUAAUGUUCAUUGAAAUGCGAAUAACAUUGGUAAAUUCUGUCAAAACUAAAUCGUUGGUCGUUUUAAGUAAAAUUCCAGUUGGACAAAUUAUUUGAUAUCCGUGUGCCGAUAAGUUCGGUGAACGCGUUGACCCUUGGCUUUUCUGAAUUACGACUUGGCCCAAGCAAUACGUGUUUUGUGGGGUCUUCAAGAAACGCCAAAGUUUCAAAGUAUAUUUUGCUGCCCAAGGAUGGAAAGGUCCUGCCAACGAGUUUUCACGGCACUGUUCAUCACUGUUACUUUGUUUUGACAAUCGUUAAGUCAAAUAAAGACAUUCGUCACCAGAAAAUGAA
Molecule: messenger RNA, 7132 nt
Organism: Strongylocentrotus purpuratus (purple sea urchin)
Lineage: Eukaryota; Metazoa; Echinodermata; Echinoidea; Camarodonta; Strongylocentrotidae
Exons: 2
Coding region: 418-6339 (1973 amino acids)
Biological process (GO): DNA integration
Molecular function (GO): zinc ion binding; nucleic acid binding
Source: RefSeq, a predicted model, not a curated record